AUGGACUGCACCUCGCCUCUUCUGCUCAACGACGACCUUGUCGGCAAAUGGGUGCGCUUCACGGGGAUUGGAGGAGACAGAGUUAUUACAGAAUGUUAUCGACAGUUUAUUGGUGGCACCGUCUAUCCGAUUUAUAUUCCAUUUCCGUAUCCAACAUCAGAGGCUGCACCCUCCGUGACAGAUCAUCACGAGUGUAAGGAGGACUCCUGUGGGCCACUUGCUGUGUGUUCUUCGAUAGGAGGCUGUACUUGUGCUAAUGGAUUUGAAAUUCCCUCGAACUACGAGCCUACUGGAGAUUCAUACGGCUGUGGCGACGUCGACGAGUGCGAGGAGUCCCCAUCAGUUUGUGGUCCCGAUUCCGACUGCGUGAACACCGUUGGCUCGUUCACCUGUAGCUGUGUGGAAGGAUAUGCAGCAGAUUCAGACAGUCCAGUCGGAUUGCUCAACAAAUGCAAAGAUAUUGACGAGUGUGUUGACCGAAGUAUCUGCGGUCCUGAGUCUGUCUGUACCAACCUACUUGGAUCUUAUACCUGCACGUGCACAGAGGGUUUCACUGCGACUGAUCCAUCCGAAAAGCUGAGCAACACCAACAUCUGCACUGAUCUUAAUGAGUGUCUUUACGAGCACACUUCCUGUGGACCUUACUCCAUCUGCACAAACAUAAUCAGCUCUCACCUCUGCGAGUGCUUGCCUGGCUAUCGGGUGGACGACCCAGCUGUCAUAGCCAGCUCCACCAACCCGUGCAUAGACAUAGACGAGUGCAUUGAAACUCCUGACAUAUGUGGCGGAGGAACCGUGUGCAUCAAUGAAGAGGGAAGCUACUACUGUUCCUGCACCGAGGGAUACUACCCCUCGUCUGGAAUCGUGUGGGAGAAAGGCACCUAUUGUAGAAGUCUGAGAGAUAUUCUGGAUGAAAUCGACCCCCCCAAGAUGGUGGCAAACAGCUUUUCUGCAACCAUGGAAGUGUCUGGUGUUGGACCGCGCGCCAUGCCGGUAGAGCUGAGCAGCGAAGGAGACGGAGAGACUGGAAGCGUCAUCCUGGGCAUCUCAGAGCGCCUGGUCGCUGCCAUGAUUCCACCAACUACGGAUGACACCGCAAAAGCACUGAAGACUUCGACAGUGGAUUUGGACCUUCUGGUCGUUGGUCCCGGGAGUCAUCCCAACAAGAGGGCCCACCUCGCUGCCCAAGGAAUGAGCAUGGAUAUCAACAUGGGAGCUCUACCCAGCGCCAACGAUGGUCCUGCAGCAGUCGCCUUUAUGACGCUGAACGGGCUGGAGAGCCUCCUUAGUGAGAGAUACUUUGAAACAGAGAACGGGACGGAGAUGUAUUCGGAUGUUUUCACCGCCAUACUACCCAAAACGGGCCACGUCAACCUCACAGAGCCCGUCAACUUCACCAUCUACCACAAGGAAGUACGCGACUCAGGAGUGCUCACCUGUGUGUACUGGGAGGACAAAAGCAAGAAGGAGGAUGAGGAAGGGGAGGGGAGUAUGCGUUGGUCAGUGGACGGCUGCUGGGUGGCGUACUCGGAUGAAAACCUAACGGUGUGCAGCUGCUCUCACCUCUCCACCUUCGCCCUCAUCAUGCAGAUCGGGGAGCCUCCGCCCCAAAGCGACUUCUUAGAGUGGCUGAACCGGUUGUGCGUGAUCAUCGGACUGUUCUUCUUCGCUCUGGCCGUCCUCACCUUCCUCCUGUGCAGCUGGAACCCCAAAAUCAACAACACGGCCCGUCUUCACCUCUGCCUCAACCUCGGGAUGUCCCACCUGCUGCUGCUGUUCAACGACAAAUACGUCGACGACGAGCUGGCCUGCACUGUCAUGGCGGGCCUUCUCCACUUCCUAGUCGUGGCCAGUUUCGUGUGGAUGCUGCUGGAGGCGCUGCAGCUCCACUUGCUGGUCCGAAGGCUCUCGAAGGUGCAGGUCAUCCAGAGGGACGGUCUCCCCAGGCCGCUGCUCUACCUGGUCGGCUACGGAGUUCCGUUCGUGGUCGUGGGCGUUUCCGCGCUGGUGUAUUCGGACGGAUACGGCGCCACCGAGGCACAAGUGUGCUGGCUCUCGAGGCGGCGCGACUUCAACUGGGCUUUAACGGGCCCUGUGAUCGCCAUCCUCGGACUCAACUGCCUUUUGUUCUGUGCUACUCUAUGGAGUCUGAGACCCACCUUGGCCAACAUGAAAAGUGACGUCUCUCAAUCCAAAGACACCAGGAUAAUUGUGUUCAAGAUCCUGGCCCAGUUUGUCAUACUGGGCUGCACGUGGAUCCUGGGACUGUACCAGACGAACCUCUUCUUCCAGAUUCUCUUCAUCAUCCUCAACUCCCAGCAGGGCACCUUCCUCUACAUCGUCCACUGUCUGCUCAACAAGGAGGUCCGAGAGGAGUACAUAAAGUGGCUGACAUGCUCUCUUGGAAACGACGGAGCCGAACAGAAGGAUGCUCCUUCAGUCUCUGAGGACUUGGACAAGCCCGCGGAACAGAGAACAGAGAACCAAAAGGCUGAUGAGCAAUCCUGAUGAGGUGAAAACAAAGAGAGGAGAGACAGAAAAGAGACAAAACCAUCUGUAGC
This is a messenger RNA of Stegastes partitus (bicolor damselfish), 2561 nucleotides long. RefSeq names its product EGF-like module-containing mucin-like hormone receptor-like 1. The coding region runs from base 1 to 2508 and encodes 835 amino acids. The record is from RefSeq and is a predicted model, not a curated record. Gene Ontology annotation, molecular function: calcium ion binding; G protein-coupled receptor activity. Gene Ontology annotation, biological process: cell surface receptor signaling pathway; adenylate cyclase-activating G protein-coupled receptor signaling pathway. Lineage: Eukaryota; Metazoa; Chordata; Actinopteri; Pomacentridae. Gene Ontology annotation, cellular component: plasma membrane. The transcript is spliced from 20 exons.